Molecule: messenger RNA, 5812 nt
Organism: Poeciliopsis prolifica (blackstripe livebearer)
Lineage: Eukaryota; Metazoa; Chordata; Actinopteri; Cyprinodontiformes; Poeciliidae
Product: palmitoyltransferase ZDHHC9-like
Exons: 9
Coding region: 561-1706 (381 amino acids)
Biological process (GO): peptidyl-L-cysteine S-palmitoylation; protein targeting to membrane
Cellular component (GO): Golgi apparatus; endoplasmic reticulum
Molecular function (GO): protein-cysteine S-palmitoyltransferase activity
Source: RefSeq, a predicted model, not a curated record
AGCUCAUCCUGCAGGAAAAAAACCGGAGCUGUUCACAGCGCAGCGCAUUUCUGCUCAAAAAAUCAGAUUAUUCCAGUUUUUUACGAUGAUCCGGUUGAUCUGACUGCAUCCUAUUCUCAGCCCGGGGUUCUGUGUCUGCAGCGGGGCUGUUUCUGCUGCAGCUCCAUUUAUUAUCAUCAUUAUUAUUAUUUUUAUCGAGAUGAUGUGAAAGUCAAGCGGUCAAGGUCCGCUCUGCAACAACCACGGCUGGAUUUCCUCUCUUUCUAGUGGGAAACAUCUGUCGCAGUGGUUUCGGAUGGAUUUCUAAUCAUCUGGACCGGAGGGAUUAAAGACCUGCCUGAGGAGAAAGGGAAUAAAAACACUCUGCAGUCAGAUGGAGUGGGAAGCAGCAACGAUGUGACAGCCACAAUCCAAAAAGGAAAAAAUAAAACAAACACAAAAUGCAGCGGAAGUCUUUAACAUCCGAGCAACCCGCCUGUUUUGACCGAACCUCUCCACCACUGACCCGAUUCUGUUUGUCCCAGUUUGAAGAAGUGAAGAUUUAGGAGAAAGCAGCCAGCAUGUCGGCGGUUAUGAUAACGCGAAAGGUGCGGAAAUGGGAGAAGCUCCCCGGGAAGAACACCUUCUGCUGCGACGGGAGGGUGAUGAUGGCCCGGCAGAAGGGGAUCUUCUACCUGACCCUGUUCCUCAUCGUCGGAACCUGCUCCCUCUUCUUCGCGUUCGAGUGUCCGUACCUGGCCGUCCACCUGUCUCCUGCCAUCCCGGUUUUUGCCGUGCUGCUCUUCCUGUUCGUCAUGGCCAUGCUGCUGAGGACGAGCUUCAGCGACCCCGGGGUCCUGCCGCGGGCCCUUCCAGAGGAGGCCAACUUCAUAGAACUGGAAAUCGAGGCAGCGAAUGGGAACGUCCCGUCGGGGCAGCGACCUCCGCCUCGGAUCCGAAACGUUCAGAUCAACAACCAGAUCGUCAAGCUCAAGUAUUGCUACACCUGCAAGAUCUUCCGGCCUCCGCGAGCAUCUCACUGCAGCAUCUGUGACAACUGUGUUGACCGUUUUGAUCACCACUGUCCGUGGGUGGGCAACUGCGUGGGCAAGAGGAACUACAGGUACUUCUACCUGUUCACCCUGACGCUGUCCCUGCUCACCAUCUACAUCUUUGCCUUCAACAUCGUCCACGUCGUCAUGCGCUCUGUGGAUCAAGGCUUUCUGAGCACCUUGAAGGAAACACCUGGAACUGUACUGGAAGUGCUGGUGUGCUUCUUCACCCUGUGGUCGAUGGUGGGACUGACUGGUUUCCACACGUACCUCAUCUCUCUGAACCAGACCACCAACGAGGACAUUAAAGGCUCCUGGUCUGGGAAGAACAGAGGCCAGAAUCCUUACAGCCACAAGAACAUCAUCAAAAACUGCUGCGAGGUUCUGUGUGGACCGACCUACCCCAGCGUCUUGGACAGACGAGGGCUGAUGCAGGAGGAUUCGCCCGCUGCUGCAAACAGUGAAGGUCCCUGUUCCUUCGACAACCCAGUGGCACAAACAACGAAAACCACAGCUCCUCUCAUCCCCAACGAGCACACGCCUGACGAUGUCAAGCCGAGCAUCACAGCAGAGCAAAGCUCCGCCCCUGAAGACGACCCGCCGCCAGCCGCAAAGCUGCCGCCGCUGGCUUCUCCAGAGACCGACGCAGAGACGUCCAUCGCCAAGAACCAGUAGCUGGACGGACCAGCAAUCUGUGAACUGAAGAACAAUAAUAAUCGACACCUGAUCAUGUGAGGGGGAUUCAGUUAACCUUUGACCUUUAACGGAUUGGAGCGCCUGCGCUUUUCCUGCAGAGACGUUUGACGACCAGAAGAGAAGGAAAAUCAGCAGCUUCCCAUCUCCUGAUCCCUGCAUGGAAAAGACUCUCAGGAGAGACGCUGCUCAGAGAUCCAACGCUGAUUGUCAGUCUACUUGUUCUUCAUUUGAAACUGUAAACAUUUAUCUCCAGAGGCCAGUUCAGUUAUAGCAAGCAUCAGAGACGAAGAGUCUGGUUCCUGCACAUCGGUCGAAUCAAAAACACUGCAGAAACUCUCAAUCCUACCAAGUAUUUAACAUUUUCUAGAGCAGAUAUUUUGAGCCACAGGAAUAAAACUAAACUAACUUACAGGAAUAUUUUCAGCAAGUUAUAAGAGCUUGUUUUGAGUAAAUCCUGAAUAUUGCUGGAAAAAGUCCAGAUUAUUUCACUUAUAACAAGGGAAAAUGUCUUGUUGUAAGUGCAAUAAUCUGCCAGAGAAACUGUGACGUUUUGAUUCAUAUUAAGAGAUGAUUGACUGUUGAUGAAAAGUUACUUGUAAUCAGAAGUGGGCAGAGGACACAAGAAUCAUACUCAAAUAUGAUUCUCAAAAAAUACUUAUUUUUACCUAAUAAUCCAAUUAUCAAUCAUUUAAUAUUUAAAAUUACUUCAUCAGAUGGACCAGAAUAUAAAGUUAAGUGAACAUUUUGGUAUUUUAAGGACAAACAUAACAAUAAUUCAUAUUAAUAACAAAAAAAAAAAUACUAAAAUUAGGCUAAUUAUUUUUUUUCCAAAAUUGGUCUCUUUCAAUAAAAAACUUCUGAAAUUUUAACAAAAACUGCAGGUGUGUGUCUCUGUCUAGUGAACGUUUGGUUAAAACAUGUUCAUUUUUCAUUCAGUGGGCAGAGAAAACUGAAAUUUCACUCAAGUAAGAGUAGAAAUACUUCAUAACAAAAUCACUCAAGUAAAAGGAAAAAGUGAACGUUAGUAAAAAUACUCCUAAAAGUACAUUUGAGUAAAAGUAGUUACUACCCAGCUCUGCCUGUAUGUUAGUUUUGUCUUAUUUGAAGUGAAGUAAAAUAUUUGCACUAAAACCUAGACCAUAAGUAAGUGGUAAAAUGUAUUGUUUUUGCAGUGCGUCAUCUAUGCUGUACAUAAAUUACAUACCCUAUGCAAACCAUUGUGAGGCUGGAAAAGCAGCUUUGUGAGAACAUGGGUAUAAGCGUUGGGUUUAACAUGUGAUGCCCAGGCAGGAGGAAUCGUUCGCAGGUCAGACUCCCUCCAGGUGACCUUGUAUUCUGAUCCUGCUGCAUUCAGUGCUGUUCACGCGUGUGUGCAUCUUUUUUUUAAAUCAAUCUCAACUGCUGUGGUUUCUUUUUGUGUGUUUUUUUUUUGUGUGUUUUUUUUUUUUAUAACUAAAGAUGUAGUGUGAUGUUGAGGCUUGUGAGAUUACAGUGAGAUUCCUGAGUCUGAGGAAAGAAAAGGCCUAAUGAGUGUCGACACUUGCAUUAACAGUGCCUUAUCACUGCAGCUGCAACUCGAGCAACAGGGACGAUCCUCUAACAGUGUUGAAUCAAAAAUCAGCUACAAACGGGAAUCUGACUUAUAGAAGAAAACAUCUUGCUGCAGCCACUGAAGAAAUCAUGGUGGGACUUGCUAGUUUGUUAGCGUAGCUUAUCUUAGCCUAGCUCAGUUUACAUUUGUGUGACAAAUUGCUUAGUAAAACUGCUACAAGACAAAGAGUGUAAUUUGUAUUUCUGGAAAUCUUCAAGUAUUUUAUGAUUUCUACUUAUUUUAAACAGAAGAAGCUAAGCUUCUUCUGUUUAAGCUAAGCUAACUAGCUGUGAAUGCUGAAUUGAUCUAAAUUGAUUUCUUCAUUUAACUUGGAACAAAAUAGAAAAGGUACAAUUAAAACUUUAAUUUGUUUUGAAAAGCAAACUGAAAAAACACAAUUUGACCCAUAAAGUUUUUAAAAAGAUUUUUUUUUAAUCCAUAAGAACUGAUUUUGUCUGUUUCAACUGAGAAAUUACAAUUUCAUAAAAUGAAAUUGAUCAUGAAAAAAAACAAUUAUCUCAAUUUAAAUUGAAUUUUUUAGUUGAUGGAAGCAACUAAGAAACUUGGUGCAGCUUAGCAUAGCUUAGCUUAGCAUAGCUUAGUUUAGCUUUAUUUUUUGUGAAUAUAAGCCAAUAUUAAAUGUGCCUGCUUAGUAAAAGGAAAAUGUCUUUUCCUUUUUGCUUCUCAAAAUAAAUCAAGCUUUUCUGCUAAGUUAAAUUUAUGCUAACUAGCUGCUGCAUUUGAAUUUGUUCAGUCUAGCAGGACUAAUUCCUGAAUUCAACAUUCAGAGCAACAAUAAAUUAAAAUUCAAUUACAUCCUAUAAUUAAUUCCGUCUUAACAAAACUGGUAAAAAAAAAGUAACAAUAAUGAAAGAAAACUAAAAUUUUUCAAGAUGUAAACUGGAGAUUAAUUUGUGACUAUUUUAAAUUAGCUCAAUCUAAUGGUUUAGAUAAUUAAAAAAUAAUUGGUAUUUUUGGGGAAUAAAAGACAACUAUACGGCUGCAAGUUUUUCAGCGGAUUAAAUCCAAUUAUGUAUGAUUAAAAUUUACUGGGACUGACUAAUUUAACUUUAGAUUAACUAAAUUUAGCAUAAAAACAAGCCCCAGCUUAGACAAACGGUUUGUAAUCCCACAGAAAUAUAUAUUUUGUUUCUCUAAAUCAAAAAAAUUCUUAACAUUUGGCUUGUACGUAAAUUUGUAUUUUUAGCCUUUAAUAAUAAUAACAAAUCACAUUUUCAGCUAAGCUAAGCUAACCAGAUGCUAAAAUCCGAUUUGAUGAUUAAUUUUACAGCCAAAAUAAAAUAUCAAAAUUUUCUUCUUUUAUAAAUGGGAAACUGCAACAAUAUAUCUUAAUAUAUGUUAACUGACAACUCCUUUUAGAGAUACAGUAUUCUACCUUUGACUUGGCCACAAAAACAUCUGAUAAGAUAAGAAACUGGAGUUUGUGAUGCAAAAUGAAAAAUAAAACCGUUAUGUAUUGUAUAUUGUUAGGUAGAGCUGCGAUGAAACACAUUAAAGUAAUGGAUAACGAAGUGUGGCUAGGGUUUAUUGUGCAGCAACUUCUGUGAAUUAUGGCGGAGGUGGAUCUUCCUUCCUUUGCAUUUUCUCUCUUCUUCCUCUUCUUCUUCCCUGCCUCUACAUUAAACUCUGUCUCUUGAUAUUUGCUCCUGCAGAAGAAGCACCUGACACAUCAGACAGUUUUGACGGGAUGUAAUCGCAGAGAAAAGAGCGGGAAGAUCUUUUCACGUUAGUAUUUAGAAGGUGUUAGCUGAUAGCAAGUCUGUAGUAGUGACUGUGUUGUAUGCAAGACAAGAGUUUGUGUUUGUGAAUCUUUCUUGUGUAGACUUCAAGUUUUAUAUCAGACAUUUCUGCCCAACAAGAUUUAUUUAAGAGUUGAGAGGGAUUUUGGUAAAUCUUAAAUAAGGCACUUGUUAAUAAAGGUUCAGACUGAAGCGUAAGCUGAAAGUCUUUGAAAUCAAGCAUAUCCAUAAUAUCAUGAUAACCUAUGAAAGUUUGCAGAAGUUUACAUUUCCAAAGCAGCUUGUGUAAAUGUUGCCAUGAUACAGCUGUAUUUUAAAUGUUCAAUCGCCAGUAAAAAAGUGCUAAACCUAAAGCUGAACUCCUUUACUGUGAAGGUAUUUUAAGAUGGCUUGGUGUUAUUAUUGAGAAGCAGGAAUGUAGUUAGUGGACAUUUGGGAGAAGGGAUGUUUGAAGCACAUCUUAAAGGGACAGAUGGAUUUUUAUGUUUUUUAGUUUUGAAGACCAGUUUUAGCUCUUGUAUUUAUAAAUCCUGUGUUGAAAUGAAGAUCAGAUCUGAAUGCUCUGAUCAGUCAGUUACACCACAUUAUAUACACAGAUACUUUGAAGGAAUCAUUAUUUAUGUUUUCUUAGUUAUCAACACUGUGAUUCUCUGUAUUUCAUUCAAAUUGCUUCACUUCUUUUUACUUGAUCUGUGUGUCCAUUAAAUAAACAAUGUUGUCUUACUAAAAACUGA